UGGCGGGCUGAGUCACGGCCGGGGCAGCGCGCGCGGUGGGAAGGGGCGGAGGGAGCGGCUGCGGGCGGGGCGCUGGACUUGGCCGGGCUCGGCCCCGGCCGCAGGUGACCCGGAGGCCCGUCGCCGCCCGCUGCGCCCGGAGCGCUUUUGUGACCAGAUGUGGAGCGGGACGGACGGCGCGAGCCAGAUGCGGGGCGACAGCUGACUUGCUGCGGGGCAGGAGGGGAGGCGCGGAGCGCGCGGGUGCUCCCCGCGCCGCCGACUUCUCCUCGACCAGUUCCUGAGCAGCGCAAGAUAAACUUCUCACAAUGAAGGGGCCCGCUGUGCUUGCACCUGGCGUCCUUGUGCUCCUGUUUACCUUGGUGCCGAGGAGCCAUGGGGAGUGCAAAGAGGCGCUGGUGAAGUCUGAGAUGAAUGUGCACAUGAAGUAUCAGCUUCCCAACUUCACCGCGGAAACGCCCAUCCAGAACGUCCUUCUACACCAGCAUCACAUUUACCUCGGUGCCAUCAACCACAUCUACGUUUUAAAUGAUGAAGACCUUCAGAAGGUUGCUGAGUACAAGACUGGGCCAGUGCUAGAACAUCCGGACUGUUGGCCGUGUCAGGACUGCAGCAGCAAAGCCAAUUCCUCAAAUGCCAUUUGGAAAGAUAACAUCAACCUGGCUCUGCUUAUUGACAAGUACUAUGACGACCAACUCAUUAGCUGUGGCAGCGUCAACAGAGGCACCUGCCAGCGACACGUUCUCCCACCUGAUAAUGCGGCUGACAUACACUCAGAGGUUCAUUGUAUGUUUUCACCACAGGCAGACGAAGAGCCUGGCCAGUGCCCGGACUGCGUGGUGAGUGCCCUGGGAACCAGAGUUCUCCUGUCUAAAAAGCAACGGUUCAUCUACUUCUUUGUGGGCAACACCAUAAAUUCUUCUUACCUUCCAGAUCACUCGUUGCAUUCGAUAUCAGUGAGAAGGCUGAAGGAAACGCAGGAUGGCUUUAAGUUUCUGACAGAUCAGUCGUAUAUUGAUGUCCUGCCUGAGUUCCGAGAUUCCUAUCCCAUUAAGUAUAUCCAUGCCUUCGAAAGCAACCAUUUUAUUUACUUUCUGACGAUCCAAAGGGAAACCCUUGACGCUCAAACUUUUCACACAAGAAUCAUCAGGUUCUGUUCCAAAGACUCAGGAUUGCACUCCUACAUGGAAAUGCCACUGGAAUGCAUUCUCACGGAAAAAAGGAGGAAGAGAGCCACCAGGGAGGAAGUGUUCAAUCUCCUUCAGGCUGCCUAUGUCAGUAAGCCUGGGGCCCAUCUUGCUAAGCAGAUCGGAGCCAGCGUGAACGAUGACAUUCUUUUUGGGGUGUUUGCCCAAAGCAAGCCAGAUUCCGCUGAACCCAUGAAUCGAUCGGCCGUCUGUGCGUUCCCUGUCAAAUAUGUCAAUGAAUUCUUCAACAAGAUUGUCAACAAAAACAACGUGAGAUGUCUGCAGCAUUUUUACGGACCCAAUCAUGAGCACUGUUUCAACAAGACCCUCCUGAGAAAUUCGUCAGACUGCGAAGCACGCAGCGAUGAAUAUCGCACAGAGUUGACCACCGCUCUGCAGCGCGUGGACUUAUUCACGGGCCAGUUCAACCAAGUCCUCUUAACAUCCAUCUCCACCUUCAUCAAAGGCAACCUCACCAUUGCUAACCUCGGGACCUCAGAAGGCCGCUUCAUACAGGUUGUGAUUUCUCGAACAAUGUCGUAUGACCCUUAUGUGAAUUUUCGCCUGGAUUCCCACCCUGUGUCUCCAGAAGUGGUUGUGGAACACCCAUUAAACCAGAAUGGCUACACACUGGUGAUCACGGGGAACAAGAUUACCAAGAUCCCGUUGAAUGGGCUAGGCUGUGCACAUUUCCAUUCGUGUAGUCAGUGCCUCUCUGCCCCUCCCUUUGUGCAGUGCGGCUGGUGCCAUGACAGAUGUGUGCCAGCAGAGGCGUGCCCCAGGGGAACAUGGACUCAAGAGAUCUGUCUUCCCGCCGUCUACGAGGUCUUCCCAACCAGUGCACCCCUCGAGGGAGGGACAACGUUGACCAUCUGCGGCUGGGACUUUGGGUUCAGGAGGAAUAAUAAAUUUGAUUUAAAGAAAACCAAAGUCUUUCUUGGAAAUGACAGCUGCACCUUGACCUUAAGUGAGAGUACGACAAACACGUUGAAAUGCACAGUUGGCCCUACCACGCAUGAGCAUUUCAAUAUGUCCAUAACUGUUUCGAACAGUCGAGGGCGAACACAAUAUAGUGCAUUUUCCUACGUGGAUCCUGUAAUAACAAGUAUUUCUCCAAAUUAUGGUCCCAAGGCUGGUGGCACACUACUUACUUUAACUGGAAAAUACUUAGACAGUGGGAAUUCUAGACACAUUUCAAUUGGUGGAAAAACAUGUACUUUAAAAAGCAUUUCAUACAGUGUUCUGGAGUGUUAUACCCCAGCCCAAAGCAUCUCAACUGAGUUUCCUGUUAAAUUGAAAAUAGACCUAGCCAACCGAGAGACAAGUAGUUUCAGUUACCGGGAAGACCCUAUUGUCAAUGAAUUUCAUCCAACCAAAUCUUUUAUUAGUGGCGGGAGCACAAUAACAGGUGUUGGAAGAAACCUGGAUUCAGUUAGUGUCCCGAGGAUGGUAAUAAGUGUGCAUGAAGCAGGGAUGAACUUCACAGUGGCGUGUCAGCAUCGCUCCAACUCGGAGAUCAUCUGCUGCACCACUCCUUCCCUACAACAGCUGAACCUGCCCCUCCCCCUGAAAACCAAAGCCUUCUUCAUGUUGGAUGGGAUCCUUUCCAAAUACUUUGAUCUCACUUAUGUGCAUAAUCCUGUGUUUAAGCCAUUUGAAAAGCCAGUGAUGAUCUCAAUGGGCAAUGAAAAUGUACUGGAAAUUAAGGGAAAUGAUAUUGACCCUGAAGCAGUUAAAGGUGAAGUGUUAAAAGUUGGAAAUAAGAGCUGUGAGAACAUAUACUCACUUUCUGAAGCCGUCUUGUGCACAGUCCCCAAUGACCUGCUGAAAUUGAACAGUGAACUAAAUAUAGAGUGGCAGCAAGCAGUUUCUUCAACCGUCCUUGGAAAAGUAAUAGUCCAACCAGACCAGAAUUUUAUGGGAUUGAUUAUUGGUGUUGUCUCAAUAUCAAUAAUACUUUUGUUAGUACUUGUGCUAUUCCUCUGGCUGAAAAAGAGAAAGCGAAUUAAAGAUCUAGGCAGUGAAUUGGUUCGCUAUGAUGCAAGAGUUCACACUCCUCAUUUGGAUAGGCUUGUAAGUGCCCGAAGCGUAAGCCCAACGACUGAAAUGGUUUCAAAUGAGUCCGUAGACUACCGAGCUACUUUUCCGGAAGACCAGUUUCCUAACUCGUCUCAGAAUGGAUCGUGCAGACAAGUGCAGUAUCCUCUGGCAGACCUGUCUCCCAUCCUGACUAGUGGAGACUCUGAUCUAUCCAGUCCGUUACUGCAAAAUACUGUCCACAUUGACCUCAGUGCUCUAAAUCCAGAGCUGGUCCAGGCCGUCCAGCACGUAGUGAUCGGACCGAGUAGCCUGAUUGUGCAUUUCAAUGAAGUCAUAGGAAGAGGGCAUUUUGGUUGUGUCUAUCAUGGGACUUUGUUGGACAACGAUGGCAAGAAGAUUCAUUGUGCUGUGAAAUCUUUGAAUAGAAUUACUGACAUAGGAGAAGUUUCCCAGUUCCUCACCGAGGGAAUCAUCAUGAAAGACUUCAGCCAUGCGAAUGUCCUCUCCCUCUUGGGAAUCUGCCUUCGCAGUGAAGGCUCUCCACUGGUGGUACUACCGUACAUGAAACAUGGAGAUCUCAGGAAUUUCAUUCGAAAUGAGACACAUAACCCGACUGUAAAAGAUCUUAUUGGUUUUGGUCUUCAAGUAGCCAAAGGCAUGAAAUAUCUUGCAAGCAAAAAGUUUGUCCACAGAGAUUUGGCUGCAAGAAACUGUAUGUUGGAUGAAAAAUUCACUGUCAAGGUUGCUGAUUUUGGUCUUGCCAGAGACAUGUAUGAUAAAGAAUACUAUAGUGUACACAACAAAACUGGUGCGAAGCUGCCCGUGAAGUGGAUGGCUUUAGAAAGUCUGCAGACUCAGAAGUUUACAACCAAAUCUGAUGUGUGGUCCUUCGGCGUGCUCCUGUGGGAGCUGAUGACAAGAGGCGCGCCCCCUUAUCCUGACGUGAACACGUUUGACAUAACUGUGUACCUGCUGCAAGGCAGGAGGCUCUUACAACCCGAGUACUGCCCCGACACCUUGUAUGAAGUGAUGCUCAAAUGCUGGCACCCAAAGGCCGAAAUGCGCCCAUCCUUUUCGGAAUUGGUCUCCAGGAUUUCUGCCAUCUUCUCUACCUUCAUCGGGGAGCACUACGUCCACGUGAAUGCGACAUACGUGAAUGUGAAAUGUGUCGCCCCCUAUCCUUCACUGCUGUCAUCACAGGAAAACAUGGACCACGGAGUGGACACAUGACAGGCAGGUGGCUGCAUCCCAGCAGUAUCCAAGCGAUGGUCACAUGUUCACCAGUUCUCACUGCCUGGCCUCUGAAAGGUCAUCCAAUGUUGUUUAGUUUCCGCUUUUUGCUUUUUGUCCAAAAUGCGUGGUGAGAGAACUUUGUAUUCUUACUUGAGUGUCUGGGCCAUUAGGAAUUUCUCAGCCGGUAGUGCAUCCGAAUGAGGGGCUUGGUCCUUCAGGCCAGUGAUCAGCAGCAACCCUGCCACCAGCAUCACACUUCUGUUCUCUCAAGUGCGACCUUGAGGUGUGAAUCCAAAGCUUCAAAAACCCUAGGCCCGCUUGAUUUCCUGUGGGGAAACUGAGGCUAACGCAUGUUGAGGACUUCUGAGUCACAGGAAAUUCAGAACAAAUGGUAAUGUUCACGACAUGCGUGGGAGCCCCGGAGCCUGCCUCUCGUUUGGAAUUCCAGCAUUUCCAAGGAACUGUGUGCUGUGUGGUCAUUAACAUUUCUCUUUAUUGAUGUAACAUUCCCAUUUAAACUUUUGUACACACAUUCCUUUGUUUGGUGGACUGUCUGGAGGAAAGCGCUUUGAAACUGUCAGCAAAGUUUCAAACUCGCAUGACUUGGGGACAUUGACGUAUUGUACAUAGAUGACAUGAAGAAGACCUUCCUGUCACAGCGUAAUCAGAGUGAAAUAUUUAGUUGUCAUUUAAAAAUUGACAGUUUGAGAAAGAUUGUGUUCUGAUCUAAUAAAUGUGGACAUUUAGGGGUUUUGUAUUUUCUUAAAUAAAGACUCAAAAUAAAUUUGCAGGGACAAAUUAUCUUCAAGAAUAACUCCACAUAUUCUUAGAGCAAAAAGACGCCCAACGCGCGAAGGUACACUGAUUCCCAGCAAUGCCAAGAUGGGUGACCUGGAAACUCCUGACUCUUCUCAGAUAACAGCCUCCCACCUCCCAAAUUACAAACAAAACUGCAAUAGGGCAGGCCUUGUGUCAAGCCACACCUACUUUAGAAACAAGCAAACAACAACAACAAGAGACAGUUGGCAAGUCUAGCUGUUUUUCACCGGGAUGAAUUUUUGCUCUGGACAAAACUAUUUUGGCAUUUUGUUCUCUGGAAUUUUGUGCUUACUACUGUAUUGUGCCUGUGGUGUAGAUUCCUCUUCACUGGGUUUUGUCCGUGUAAACAUUGAAAAUACUAUAUUUUUAUAAGAAUGUUUAUUUUUAAUGAUAUGAGGAAAAUUUUGUUAGGCCACAAAAAAAUACUGCACUGUGAAUAUUUCAGAGAAGGUAUGUCAGACUUGAAUUAAUAAUCGCACGGUUUUCAGUGGCUGUCGAUAAUGAUAAGGAAAUGUGCUGAUUGCCAGCGCACCCCACCCUUAUUACAUCACCAGGACUGGAAGCCCAGGCUCAACACAAGCCACAAAGAGGGUGUGUUCCGCUGAAAUCCGAGCAUUGAGUCUGGCUGCUGUGGCAGAAAAAUUGUUGCAACCAAAAGCUCUUGGACGAUGGUGGGAAGACACAAGGAGUCACCCUACAGAGACGCUUCAGUUCUGAUGUGCUGUUUCAUAAACACGAAGAGCAAGACUCAUCCGCGGGCCAUAGUAAACGCUGGAUGUUAAAACAGAAGAACCUCUUCUGCCGGAAGAAGCAUCUGACGCAGUCGAAAGAAUGAAUGCAUCAGUAACUUGAAAGAAGUUGCAGCAACUACCCUGCCAGCAGGACUGCACUCUGUAUAUGCAUGCUUGAAAAGGCUGCAAUGUGAAAAUCAGGUUUGCUAUUUAUGAACUUGUCCUUAGGUUAAUGUGUUUGGACAGAUCAUGGGAAUAAGUGACUCUUCUGAGAAUUAGAUACUUGUCACUGCCUAUACCUGCAGUUGAACUGAAUGGUACUUUGUGUGUCAAUAGUUGUUGUUCUGAAAAAUCAUACAAUUAAAAUAAAAUAAUGUAA
This is a messenger RNA of Ochotona curzoniae (black-lipped pika), 6389 nucleotides long. It is a transcript of the gene MET, whose product is annotated as MET proto-oncogene, receptor tyrosine kinase. Gene Ontology annotation, molecular function: ATP binding; protein binding; semaphorin receptor activity. The record is from RefSeq and is a predicted model, not a curated record. Gene Ontology annotation, biological process: protein phosphorylation; regulation of cell migration; semaphorin-plexin signaling pathway involved in axon guidance. The transcript has 21 exons. Gene Ontology annotation, cellular component: semaphorin receptor complex; membrane. Bases 309 to 4457 code for a protein of 1382 amino acids. Lineage: Eukaryota; Metazoa; Chordata; Mammalia; Lagomorpha; Ochotonidae.